Zonotrichia albicollis (white-throated sparrow) is the source of this 1986-nucleotide messenger RNA. The record is from RefSeq and is a predicted model, not a curated record. Lineage: Eukaryota; Metazoa; Chordata; Aves; Passeriformes; Passerellidae.
UGCACGUGCUUUCCCCCAGCACCAACAACUUUGCAGCAACUGCUGCUGCUUUUGGGGGGGAUGGAGGAAGACCCAGCAGCACCCCCGUGCCAUGGAGGGUCCCCUUGGCAUUCCCAGCUGGAGCUGUGUGGGCUCUGCUCCCUCCUCCAGGGCAGGAGAGCCCAGCAGGGUGGGGGCCAUGCUGGGCCCAUCUGUUUGCAGCUGCAGGAGGGGGCACGGAGCAGCUCGAGGCUGCUCUGCCUCUGACAGAAAUUGACUUAAAAAGAGACAAAAUCCCCAUCCCAGCCCGAGCAGCAGCCGGCCCUUUGCUGGCCUAAAUCUAAACCAUACUUCUCUUUUUUCCUAAGAGACUCCUUGAAGGGCUCUGGGAUGCUGUGAGUAAUAUUUUCGGGGUGUUUACACUACAGCAUGGUUUCUGUCUCCCAAAAAAAAAAAAAAAGACUCCGAGGGUGGUUUUUGUUGUUGUUGUUUUGCACUCAUGAGUCACUUCCAGAGGGGAGCAGGAGCUGACGCCUGUUUUUUGAAAAGGCUCAGAGGUCUGAGAGUGGCUCCUCAGGCUCCAUGUGCUGCCCACACCCUCCCCAGUGAGGCUCAGUGUCCCAGGGGGCUCAGCACCCUCUGCCCCCACAGCCCUGCUGUCCCAGCUGCUCCAACACCAUCAAAUGGGGAGCAGCUCCUCAAAACUGAGCAUUGUUAUCCCAGAGGUAGGAGGGUGCCUCCAUCAGCACACACAGGCUGGGCACACAGCCUCUGGGAAGCCUCACCUUGGGCAGGUGUCCCCAGCAUGGCCGUGGUCACCCCACCUGUGUGGGGUCACCGCAAUCACCGGGGCUGUGGCAGCAAUCCUGCUCCUUCCCACCCCGAGUCCCUCCUGCCGCCAGCCCGGGCACGGAGCCACCCCACAGCUCUGGAAAAGCAGGUUUUCCCUGUGGCCCUGGGAAGCAGCGAGGUGGAGAGGGGAAGAUGGAGCCUUUUCCUGGGUGGAAUUGCUCCAAGAGCACAGGGAGAGCUGCCCAGCCCUUGGGGACGUGCACAGGGGAGGUGACAACCCAGUGUCCUCAGGUCAGGUGCCUGUCCCUAACCUCAGCUAGGCAGCAGGGGCAGGAGUGCAGCAGUGCUGAGGGUGGGGAGCAGGGCUGUGGGACCCUGAGCCCCCCUCCAUGGCCUUGGCACCCCUCUGGGGACACCCAAAGUCCCCAAUGCCACCACUCACCCUGCCUGAACUCACCAGUGCCAGCAGCACAUCUGGGAUUCCACAUUAAAUCUGGAGCCUCUCCUCUCCUCGAGGAAAGGGGCCAGGCAAUGCAGGAUGGGCUGGCCAAGCUGCUGCUCCCCAAAAGCCUGAGGGGACCCCAGGAGCUGGGCACUGGCUGUGGGUGGCUGUGCCAUGGGCUCAAAAUGCAGCCAGGGCAUUUUGCUGCCCAGCCCGUGCCAGGAGCAUGCAGGGGGCAUCUCUCCUGCCCCAGGGUGAGGGCUGAGGGAUGUCACAGCAAGCCAGAGCCGUGCCUGACUGUCCUUCCUCCCUCCCACUCCUCCUCACCCUGCUGGGACAGACGAUGAGUGAAUCCAGCGCCAAAUCCAGCCAGCCCCUGGCCUCCAAAGGGGAGAAAGACGUGGCCGAGAAGAGGGGCCGAGGGCGGCCCAGGAAGAAGCCGCAGCAGGAGCCCAGCGAGGCCCCGACCCCCAAGAGACCCCGUGGACGGCCGAAGGGCAGUAAAAACAAGGCCACCACAAAGGGCAGGAAAGCUGCAGUCACACCAGGGAGGAAACCUCGAGGGCGACCCAAAAAAUCGGUGAGCAGGCUUUUCCCUUCCCCAUCCACCCUGGCAGGGCGCUGGGCACUUGGGGGGCACAGCAGCUCCCCAGAGAGCCCCAGGAGUGCACGGUGGAGGCUGUUGGGUUGGAGGAGCUCCGAGCAGCUGAGCCAGCAGGACACUGCACUGGGUGGGCUCUGAAGCCUCCAGAGGUGUGGGUUUGAGGAAUCCU